CAUAACGAGUGUUAAUAUUAUUUCAUGUUACCGCGUUUAGAGUUCAGUUUUACGACAUGGUUUAUAGGCUGUUUUGGGUGUCUAGGUAUAGAAAAUUUAUUUAAUAGGAAGAUUAUCUCAGGAUUAAGCUUUGCAUUGAAGUCAUACGGAGUGCUUGUUUUGAACAAAAAAUAUUUAUAAUCAAAUGUAACAUUAAGCUUUUAAUAACAUGUAGUGCUUAAUAAAGAUUAUUACUCAAGAAACAGAAAAAGAAAGCACGGUCAGUGUUGCUACGAGUCUUUCGUGUGGAAAGCGUGUUAAACUUUGUGAACGGAGCAAGGUCUCUUAUAAAUGGAUACUUUAAUAUAUUUGGACUAGCAGAAUCUGUGAUUUACGAACCUAUCUUUCACAUCAAUAUCCGAUGUCAUAAACCAUCGUAACAGUCAUGUCAGUAGAGGUUGAUACCGGCGGUGCCGGUCCGACGGCGAAACUCGUCCGUAUGCAAGCUACACCUGAAUAUAUUCCAACGAUAAGCGGAAAUGUAAUAGUACACGGAAAACACUCCGCAAAAACUAAGAGCGAUGAUGACGGAGAGGGGCAAUUAAAUGCCAAGAAGCAAUGGGGGCGAAUAAAAAAUGUCGCUCAGAUUCAAAACGAAGCUCAAAGUGAAACGUUUUCAGACACAAGUGACGAGGAGUCGCCACGAAAGCCAGUUGGUAUCGCGGAUUUUCAGCGAACAGCUAAAUUAUUCAUUCAAUCGAAGAAAGUAAUCAAAAAGGUCAAAUCCCGAUAUAGCGGGAACGCUAUGAGAAAAUUCCUGGCGAGAAGUUCGUCUUCGCUUAAUUUAUCGGAAGUCGGAACUAAUUUAGACUCGGAAAUGUUUAAUAGUUUUAAUUUAACAGACAUGCAUUUUAGAAUGAGGAAAAAAAGACACCUAAAAUUGGCAGUCUUACAGCAGCAGUUCUUAAAUGAUUUACCAUCAUUGGCUGAAAUGUCAGUGAAAGAGCGUUUAACGCGUAAGAUUGAAUUGUUGGAAAAAAUAAAAAAUGCGGGAAAUGUAGACGAAAUUACUAUACGAGAAAAGGUGGAAAAUGAAAAACCUCCUGUAAAGAAUUUUUCUCGCCGACAGAGUCGUCUUCGAAAAAGUAUGGAUCAUUCGAAUUUUUCUGUUGAUGUAGAAAAGUGUUUGCCGGCCAUCAUUCAGAAACAAGACAGUACGGAAAACAUUGACCUAGAUAUGGGGAUUCCAGUUGCUGAUAUAGAAAGGGACUUGGCCCUAUUCCGGAGCCGGGAGAGAAUUGAAAGCGACCUUAACCUUCCUGAAGACCGACUAGCAAGGUUCGCAAUGCUUAAGUCUAAUGUUGAAAGAAUUAAUGCGAAAUUUAUUAGUUUUAAGAAAGGAAAUAAAACAGAAAAAGGAGGAAUGGCAGACGACAAAGCAAACGAAGAGAAACUGUAUUACGUCCCGUCUAGAUUUACUCAGAGCGGAAUGGCCAGGUCAUAUUUCAAGAAGUACGCCAGAUUAGUGCUGAUUGUUACUCAAUGGAUUAAUUUGAUCAUGAACAAGAAGUAUGACUUUGAGAAAGAACUUAAGUCGUUUGUGGACAUUGCUAAUGAAAUAGAAGACAAAGUGGUCAGCUCAACCAUGUCCGAGUUUGGUCUGUCAUUUGACAAGAAAUUCUUCAAGGCAAACAAAGAGAUAUCACUGAGUUCUGAAGUACGCAAGAUUUUGACGACGCGGUGGUGGUCGCGAACACCGAAAAUGAUUAAACAGGUCUUGAAUGGUUUACAGUAUUUAAGAUCUUUGUCUGAGUACCCGAUACAGACACAAGAAAAACUCUGCAAGGUGGCAUGGUACCAGACAAUCGGUCCAAAGAAGCUUAUUGUAAGACAAGGACACCAUGCGGAAUCCUUCUACUUUAUUCUAUCCGGAAUGGCCUUUGUGAAGAAAAUGAUCCAGGACCCAGUCACUGGCGAAACUAAGGCACAGGUUGCCGCCAGACUUACCAAAGGUCAUAGUUUCGGGUUUUCCUGGGAAGAUGGGGAAAUCGGUUUGCUGUUUGAUACCUUGCGAACGGCAACAGUGGAAAGUGCGACGCCUAUGGAGUUACUCGUUAUUGGCAAGGAAGAUUUUGUUCGAAUCUUCAUGAAGGCGGAAAACCCGGACGAUGAGCCAGAGCAUAUACAAUAUCUCAGAAAAAUACCGUUCAUGAAGGAGUGGCCGAUAGAUUUACUGAAACUAGAACCGGGAGCAUGUCUUACACAUUAUUUCAAACGUGGAAGUUUGAUCACAGAUAAUGACAGACAUAGCGAGUGGCUCUACAUUGUGAUGUCAGGUACCUGUGAAGUUCUAAAGAAGUUAAAAGCUGUAAGAGGUAGAAGUCUGAGCGAGAUGAGGCCAAAAUCUGACCCGAUGUCGGACAUUAUUUUACCAGAGCUAGGAAUGCCAAAUAACCAUGCGAAAAUCUACACAGGUAAAAGUCGUACCAAGAAAAGAACAAUACACCCACAGGUAUUUCAAGACAUGACUGAUUUCUACGAUUCUUUGAGACGGAGACUUCCAUCACGUGAGAAGCUACGUGCUUCCUACAGACCAACGUCAUGUGACGAUGACGUUUUUAAACAAAGUCAUACCGGAAAUGAUGAUGUGUUUGUGCAAGUUGAACUCCUGCAUCCAAGACAGUGUUUUGGUUUGAACACUUUGAGAUAUGUAAUGGAGGCUGACGAUGACGUGUUUGAUGUCGGAGCGGAUGAAACGCCGAUAUUAUCACUGGUAAGCAGGGGCGCAGAAGUGAUAAUGCUGUCAAAGAAAGUUUUCUUGAAGUAUGCGGAUCAGAGAUGCAAGAUACGGGUCCGGGAGCAGAUAAAGGUGUACCCAUCCGAGAAUGUCAUGCAGGACAACAUGCAGAGGGAAGCUGACUGGAGUCUCUACAAGGAGACACUAUUAAACCAGUACAUAGAGAAGAAACUAAAGCACGAAAAGCCCAGGUCAAAAUCAAACAUGUAUUAACAGCUACAGUUUCUGAGAAUUUUGUGACGUCACAUUCAUUUUCGAUGUAACAGCGUUUGUGUGAAGCAUAUCCAUUUAAUAUGUUUGUAUCACAGAACACUUGAUUUAUCAUCGUAUAGGUUUUUUUUAUCAACAUAUGACUUUAUUACCUCUC
Molecule: messenger RNA, 3143 nt
Organism: Mercenaria mercenaria
Lineage: Eukaryota; Metazoa; Mollusca; Bivalvia; Venerida; Veneridae
Exons: 17
Coding region: 425-2989 (854 amino acids)
Source: RefSeq, a predicted model, not a curated record